This is a messenger RNA of Anguilla rostrata (American eel), 1748 nucleotides long. RefSeq lists its product as uncharacterized. The record is from RefSeq and is a predicted model, not a curated record. The coding region runs from base 238 to 1686 and encodes 482 amino acids. Lineage: Eukaryota; Metazoa; Chordata; Actinopteri; Anguilliformes; Anguillidae. The transcript is spliced from 8 exons.
CCACCGUAGUCGUCGUUAAUGGAGAACUACAUAUACAGCUUUGUGUGACUACAAACGUGAAAUGUACACAUACUACAACACUGGAAUAACUUCACGUCGCCACUGGUAAGAAGAGGGCACAAGAAACUGGGGGUCAGUGGAGGGACCGGACUGCUACGGAGAGGAAGUGGAGACCUUGGGACAGGAAGUAGAGACCCUGGAGUGUGCCGUGGGUUCGGCGCUCAAACGCUCGCCAACAUGUCGGACGCCAUCCUCACUUUCCAAGUCCAGCUCUCCACUGUCAUGGAAACGGUGCUCAAGUCGGCCAUGUAUGAGAUCACCCGGCUGGUGGAGGACAGCUUCCUGGAGGAAGUGGCUCGGAGCAAACAGGAAGUGGAGGCCCUGAGGCAGCGGCUGCAGUGGUCGGAGAGCCGGCGCAGAGAGCGAGAGAGCGGUGGGCGAGCGAGGUGCCUGGACUGCGGCAGAGUCGGAGUUUCCAGCGAGGAGUCAGAGGACCCACCCUCAGGAACACUGUCCGGAGCUGAAGCAGACCCUCCUCCUCCUCUCAGUAAGGGCUGUGCUGAGCCGGAGUGGAGCCCCGCUGUGGGACAGGACACAGCGCCCUCUUCAGGCAGCCUCCUGCCAGAGCGGCAGAGCAGCAGGCCGCGCGGCGGGGAGGCCUGCGGGGCGUACGAGUCGGAGGCGGGACAGGAAGCCGCCGCCCGCAGACUCGGUCUGGCUGGGCCUCAGCGCUGCGGGCCACGCCGCAGUGACCCCGACUCGCAGCGCGUCACCUGGACCACCUUUAAAUUAGGGGACAGCCAAGCUGAGGCGGAGGGGCUGGACCCCCCGUACGCUGCAGCGGCAGAGCCAGCCAGUCCGCAGGCUCACAGGGACCCGCAGCCCCGCCCCGCUGAGGAGGGGGCGGGGAACAGCGCCUCCCCUCUGCAGUACCUUAAUGUGAAAUCGGAGGCGCUGCUCAUUAAAGAGGAGGCGGAGGUGCAGCCCGUGUGCAGUGACGAGCUCAGAUGGGACGUAGCUCACAGGGAGUCCUGGGACAGAGGAGACCUGCAGGUAGAGCACACGGCCCACUCGCCCCCCCCACAGGGCGCAGUGACAUCACUGCAGUGCUUUCCAGAGAAGCUGGAGAGCCUGGCUCUGCACUUCCCUCCCCAGCAGCAGGGGGCAGCAAAGACCAGCUCUGAAGUGGAUCUGAGACAGACCAGAGCACUGGUGCAUCAGUUAACAGCCACAAACUUACGAGCAAAAAGAGGAAAAACCAAGUCGACGGACGGGCAGAGAGAGUUCAGUAAUGUGGCCAGACAGGUACUUACACAGUUCCAGGUUUGGCAGAACGCCUGCUACAGCAAAAAUAUUGACUGGAACCCAGUAACAGCCAAGAUCAUUUCUGCGUUACCCCAGCUACGCGGUCGGGAAACGGAGGUGGUCGACCGCUGCACCAAGAUGCUUCAGAACCGCAGGGAAUAUCUGCGCAGGACUGGCCAGGUCACCCCUCCGAAAUACCUCAUCUCUGGAGCCCCACCUCCAGAAACAGUCCCCAAUCACAUGCUGAGACCACCAGAACCCUUCAGUGCUACAGGAGUAAGAGAUGACUGCAGCACAACUAGGAAUGCUCAGGCUGGUCUGCCCAAGGCCCCGCCCAUCCAUCUACAAGAGGCCCCGCCCACCUGCCCUCCAAUGAACUGAGAUCGAAAGGCAGUACAUAUCUAAAUAAAGUAUGGAUAUAAAAAUGUGACAUUUUUCUAAAA